GACACGAAACGGUUGCAGCUGCACCAAACCCAGCCCGACCCGUCCGGACCUUUACUCGACCACCACCACAGUACCCGUACCACGCCACACCCGUCCAUCCCCCUCUCCUGCAAAACCGAAGGCCGGACCGGACCAGACCAGACCGCACGCGCUGCAAACAAGCCCUUCUCCGACUCCGAUCGUGCUCGCUCGCCGCCGGUACUAGUCUAGAGCAGCGGGGAGGAGGAGAUGAGGGCGUCGCGGAAGCCGAUGGCGGUGGUGCUGAGCUGGGUGCGGAGGCAGCCGCCCAAGGUCAAGGCCUUCCUCGCCGUCGUCGCGGGCAUGACCGCGCUCGUCUUCAUCCGCUUCAUCGUCCACGACCACGACAACCUCUUCGUCGCCGCCGAGGCAGCGCACGCGCUCGGCAUCGCCGUGCUCAUCUACAAGCUCACCAAGGAGAAGACCUGCGCUGGACUUUCACUCAAGUCUCAGGAUUUGACAGCAUUGUUCCUGGCCGUUAGGUUGUACUGCAGCUUUGUUAUGGAGUAUGACAUCCAUACAAUACUGGAUUCAGCUACACUAGUAGCUACUCUUUUUGUCAUUUACAUGAUUCGGUUCAGACUGAGGUCAACUUAUAUGCUGGACAAGGACAAUUUUUCAUUGCUCUACGUGGUUAUACCAUGUUGUGUGCUGGCGUUUCUUGCGCAUCCUUCAACAUCACAUAUCAUGAUCAAUAGGAUCUGCUGGGCUUUCUGUGUUUACUUGGAAGCUGUUUCAGUGCUGCCCCAGUUGCGCUUGAUGCAAAACACAAAGAUUGUUGAACCAUUCACAGCUCAUUAUGUGUUUGCAUUGGGUGUGGCAAGGUUCCUUAGCUGUGCACACUGGGUCCUUCAGGUCUUGGAUACUCGUGGCAGAUUAUUGACUGCUCUGGGCUAUGGUUUUUGGCCAUCGAUGGUGCUCCUCUCUGAAAUCGUCCAGACGUUCAUCCUUGCAGAUUUCUGCUACUACUAUGUGAAGAGUCUUGCUGGUGGACAACUAGUGCUGCGACUUCCUUCUGGGGUGGUGUAAAAUCUGGAACAUGAUGCACAACUCAUUUGUUCGGUGCUGUGUCUUACUGUCGAACAGUGGCCCUGCUUCUGGAGCCCAACCUUCUCUCUUCCCAUGUGGGAUGGAUUCAAGAGUCCUGUUGCUUUUCUUUUUCCAGUUAUAAACUGUUUGGUAAAAAUUGUACCGGAGACUGUUGGUCGUGAAGCGUAGGCUGUUGAGAACACUAUCUAUAGCUGACUAUUUAUCCAGACUAGUUUUCAAGUA
Hordeum vulgare subsp. vulgare (domesticated barley) is the source of this 1290-nucleotide messenger RNA. Its product is annotated as ER lumen protein-retaining receptor erd-2.2-like. The transcript has 6 exons. Gene Ontology annotation, cellular component: membrane. Bases 229 to 1047 code for a protein of 272 amino acids. The record is from RefSeq and is a predicted model, not a curated record. Gene Ontology annotation, molecular function: ER lumen protein retrieval receptor activity. NCBI's taxonomy places the organism in Eukaryota, Viridiplantae, Streptophyta, Magnoliopsida, Poales, Poaceae. Gene Ontology annotation, biological process: protein retention in ER lumen.